Messenger RNA from Malania oleifera, 2507 nucleotides. RefSeq names its product chitin elicitor receptor kinase 1-like. The coding region runs from base 275 to 2137 and encodes 620 amino acids. The transcript is spliced from 12 exons. Gene Ontology annotation, biological process: protein phosphorylation; innate immune response. Gene Ontology annotation, molecular function: ATP binding; transmembrane receptor protein kinase activity. The record is from RefSeq and is a predicted model, not a curated record. NCBI's taxonomy places the organism in Eukaryota, Viridiplantae, Streptophyta, Magnoliopsida, Santalales, Ximeniaceae.
GCCAACGAAUCCAGCUUGAAAAUGGUGGAUUUUUCCUCGAAUCAUUUUUCAUUCAUCAGACGGUCGACCACGUCAUUGCCCAGCAAAGAUAGACCGAUAGUUGUCGAAUCCGUAAUCACUGCGAACCAUCCAUUGGUCGGAACAUCAACAAAAUCAUAUCUGCAAGUUCGACCUCUCUGCGACUCCCUUCACGCUUUCAAAUUUCUAUUAUUCAAUAACAACCAAAACCCACAUCUCGAUUUUGAUCGCCUGGGUUUUUAUUAGGGUUUUUGGCAUGAUGAAGGAGGUACUGGGGCUGGGUUUACGGUUAGGCUUUAUGAUAUUGGUCUCUUUCUCUGUUGGAGUUGAAUCAAGCUGUACAAAGGGCUGUGAUCUUGCAUUGGCUUCGUACUAUGUGUGGGAAGGAUCAAACAUCUCAUUCAUUGCUCAAGUGCUCUCUUCUAACGAUACUGAUAUUCUCAGCUACAACCCGCAAGUAGCCAAUAAAGACAGUGUUCAACAAGGUAUCAGGGUGAAUGUUCCCUUCUCUUGUGGCUGCAUCGACGGCGAACUUCUGGGUGGUCAGUUUUUGUACACUGUCGGACAGGGCGAUACGUACGACAGGGUUGCAGAGCGAUACUAUUCGAAUCUUACAACCGCUGCAUGGCUGCAGAGGUUCAACAGCUAUAGUCCCACUCGAAUACCCGACGGCGCACAGCUUAAUGUGACGGUGAAUUGUUCGUGCGGGAAUAGUUCGAUUUCGGACAGUUAUGGGUUGUUUGUGACAUACCCACUUCGGCCUGGGGAGACUUUGGAUUCGAUAGCGAGUGAGUUUAGCCUUGCUGCAGAUUUGCUGCAGAGGUACAACCCCAACUCGAAUUUUAGCUCUGGGAGUGGCUUGGUAUAUAUUCCUGCCGAAGAUAAAGAUGGGAACUAUCUGCCUCUUGUGAAGUCAAGCACUGGAAUAUCAGGCGGUGUCAUUGCUGGCAUAUCUGUAGCAGUAGUAAUUGUGGUGAUCUUAUUGGCCAUUUGUCUAUAUAUUGGAAUUUACAGAAAGAAGAGGGUGAAGGAAGCAAUGUUGCUCUUAACACCAACUGAAGAUCAUUCUAAUCAAGCUGGGCGUGCUCUGGGAAGUACAUCGGAUAAAGUUACAGAAUCAACUGCUCUUCGUAGUGGUGCUUCUCCAGGCCUUGCAGGGAUAACUGUUGACAAAUCGGUGGAGUUCUCAUAUGAAGAACUUGCAAAAGCUACUAAUGACUUCAGUAUGGCUAAUAAGAUUGGUGAAGGUGGAUUUGGUGUUGUUUAUUAUGCAGAGCUGAGAGGAGAGAGAGCUGCAAUAAAGAAGAUGGAUAUGCAAGCAUCAAAGGAAUUUCUUGCUGAGUUAAAGGUUUUAACGCAUGUUCAUCACCUGAACCUGGUUCGCUUAAUUGGAUAUUGCACUGAGAGUUCUCUUUUCCUAGUUUACGAGUUCAUUGAGAAUGGCAACUUAAGUCAACAUUUGCGUCGGUCAGGGAGAGACCCACUACCAUGGGCUACUAGGGUGCAAAUAGCCCUUGAUUCAGCGAGAGGUCUUGAAUAUAUCCAUGAGCACACUGUCCCUGUAUAUAUCCAUCGUGAUAUCAAAUCGGCAAACAUAUUGAUAGACAAGAACUUCCGUGGAAAGGUUGCGGAUUUUGGGUUAACCAAACUGACUGAAGUUGGAAAUAUGUCAUUGCCUACACGUCUUGUGGGUACAUUUGGAUAUAUGCCACCAGAGUAUGCUCAAUAUGGUGAUGUUUCUCCCAAAGUUGAUGUCUAUGCAUUUGGCGUCGUCCUUUAUGAACUUAUUUCUGCCAAGGAAGCGAUAGUCAAGUCAGCGAGUUCUAAUACCGAAUCAAAGGGCCUUGUUGCUUUGUUUGAGAAUGUUCUUAAUAAGCCCGAUCCCAGCGAGGACCUGCGAAGACUGGUCGAUGCCAGGCUCGGAGAUAAUUACCCUAUCGAUUCAGUCCACAAGAUGGCCGAGCUAGCAAAAGCAUGCACACUAGAGAAUCCUCAACUACGACCAAGUAUGAGAUCAGUUGUGGUUGCGCUAAUGACUAUUUCAUCCUCAACAGGAGAUUGGGAUGUUGGUCCAUUGUAUGAAAACCAGGCUCUUCUCAAUCUAAUGUCCGGAAGGUAGCAUUCAGCCGAAGAACAGAAUGCCAUCAUGUUGUUGUAUUUGUUUGUAUUGUACCUUUACUCCUUACCAAACAAAAAGUUUUAGGAUGCACGCCAUUUUUGUUAAUUUAUGUGUUGAAUGCUAGUCUCCAUUUCUUUCUUUCUUUCUUUCUUUCUUGUUUGUUUUUUUUCUGCUGAGAGAGAGAGAGAGAGAGAGAGCUUUGGGAAUUUGAAUAAGUUGUCGGCUUCAUGGCUUUUUUGUUUGUUCGUUUUUUUCUUUGGUUUCUGUAUGUGAUUUUUUUUUUUCUUAUUUUUCUCUGUAUUGUGUACAUUAUUUUUUUUCCGGGCCUCGACUGAAUGAAAUGGGUGUUAUAUCCAAAUUCAAAAGUCAA